AUGGAAGUACUAGUAUGAACUCGUCGUAGUAUUUGACGAAUCAUAAAACUGCGCUUAAUUUUUGGACCUGAAAAAUUAAAUUUAGAUGAAACAAACAAUCACUACACUUAACAAAUAUUCAAGAUUUGUACCAAAGACAGGAGUAUAUCCAAAGGGUUAUAAAGUUGGAAGUAUACACUGUGGAGUUAAAAAGAAUGGGGAUUUAGAUCUUGCUUUAUUAACAAAUAUUAAUGGUUCUGCUAAUGCUGCUGGUGUAUUUACAACUAAUAAAUUUAAAGCUGCUCCUGUUCAGAUAUCAAAAAAGAUCUUAAAAGAGAAGAAUGGAAGUGGAAUUGAAUCUUUUAUUAUAAAUUCAGGUAAUGCAAAUGCUGUCACUGGAAAACAAGGUAUUAAAGAUGCUGAAGAUAUGGUGAUCGUAACUGAUUCAGUUCUAGAACACUCUCAAAAUUCAUCAUUAAUUAUGUCUACUGGUGUAAUUGGACAAAAUUUACCGAUUGAUAAUAUCCUAAAGGGUAUUCCUAAAUUAGCAUUAACUGAAUUAGGUGAUUCUCAUGAGCAUUGGUUAAAUUGUGCCAAGGCCAUAUGUACAACAGAUACAUUUCCCAAAUUAAUUACAAAACAAUUUAAAAUUAAUAAUGAUACUUAUACAUUGGCUGGUCUUUGUAAAGGUGCAGGUAUGAUUUGUCCAAAUAUGGCUACUUUAUUAGGUUUUUUUGUUACUGAUGCACCUGUAAGUCCAUCUGCAUUACAACAAAUAUUACAAUAUUCUGUUGAUAGAUCAUUCAAUUGUAUUUCUGUUGAUGGUGAUAUGAGUACAAAUGAUACUAUAGUUGCAAUGGCUAAUGGAGCUGCUGCUGGUGAAUUAAUCGAUAAUAAAGCAAGUUCAGCUGAAAGAUUUUCAAAAUUACAAGAUGAAAUUGUUGAUUUUGCACAGAAGUUAGCUCAAUUAGUAGUUAGAGAUGGUGAAGGAGCUACUAAAUUUAUUCAUAUAAAAGUUAAAGAUGCAGUUUCGUAUAAAGAUGCAAAAGUAAUUGCAUCCUCAAUUGCUAAUUCUAAUUUGUUCAAGACUGCAAUGUUUGGAAAAGAUGCCAAUUGGGGUAGAAUAUUGUGUGCUAUUGGUUAUUCAAAUAGUGACUCCAUAAUACCUGAAAAAACAAGUGUUAAAUUUAUAUCUAAAAAUGGUGAAAAUUUGGAUCUUUUAAUUAAUGGUGAACCUGAAUUAGUUGAUGAGUCAAAAGCAAGUGAAAUCUUACAAGAUGAAGAUUUAAUAAUUGAAGUUGAUUUAGGUACUGGUGGUGAACAAGAAGCUGAUUUUUGGACUUGUGAUUUAUCUCAUGAAUAUGUUACAAUUAAUGGUGAUUAUCGUUCAUAA
This is a messenger RNA of Insectozyma verbasci, 1372 nucleotides long. NCBI's taxonomy places the organism in Eukaryota, Fungi, Ascomycota, Pichiomycetes, Serinales, Debaryomycetaceae. The record is from the annotation of a GenBank genome assembly.